This is a messenger RNA of Stylonychia lemnae, 2598 nucleotides long. The record is from the annotation of a GenBank genome assembly. Lineage: Eukaryota; Ciliophora; Spirotrichea; Sporadotrichida; Oxytrichidae.
AUGGAGUCAAGAAAUAUUGAUUUUUAGGCAGAAUUUAUUACUGCUAAUACUAACACCACUCUAAGAGCACUAGACUUUAACAAAUAUAAUAGAUUAGUUGCCUACUCAGCAUCUAACCUAGUUCUUAUAAUGGAUCCAUAUCAUCAACCAGACACCAAUAAUGAGAAAAGAGUGCCUAAGGUAUUAUUUAGUCUCCGAGGGCAUACAGAUAGAGUUAAUGGAGUCUAAUGGAUUGAUAACAAUUCGAUUGUUUCGAUUUCAGCAGAUAAGUCCUUCAUUAUAUGGGGAAGUGAUUCAGAAGAUCUAAGAGAUCCUUAAAACUGGACAAUAAAGAAGCAAUACUCUGAGGCUCAUAAAGAGGCCAUUAAUUACCUAAGAACUUACAGACAUCCUAAAACUAAUGAAAUCUAUAUUGUGACACUUUGCACUCUAGGAACAUUAAAACUUUGGUAAGGAAAAGAUAGACAUUCUAUUGCAUAUAAGGAUUAAUUGAUUUUUGGUAAUAAUCUUCAGGAGGCAGCUGGCAUUGUAGAAUUCGGAGAGAAGCAUCUGCUAAUAAGUAUUGGAGGCUACGAUUCUAAAAUUCAUAUAUAUCUUGUUCCAACCAUUGAAAACCAGGAUGCUGAGCAAAGGUCAGUCUUUAAAUAUAAAUUAUCUCUUCCUGGCCACUUUAAUGCUAUUAGAGAUUUUGAUUUCACUCCUUAAUAUCUAGGUAAUAAUAUAAGAUACCUAGCAAGUUCAAGCUAAGAUAACAAUAUUAGACUCUGGAAAAUUCAACCACUAGAUAAUAUUUCCAAUGAUCAUGGAGGCCAUUAAGAAGAUGACCUUUAAAAAUACGAGAGCAAAACAAGCUUUGUCUUGUAAGAUUCAAAUGAAGAUGCUGUUUACAAUAUCACUUUAGAGAGUGUUCUAUCUUCUCAUUAGGAUUCUGUUUCAUCAGUAAAGUGGGGAUAAAUCUCAGAAAUAAAUUAAAAUUCAACAUUAUAGUAAUAUUGCCUUCUCUCAAGUGCGUUCGAUUUCACUGUAAGUAUUUGGAAGAAUGACGAGACAGGACUAUGGCAAGUUGAUUCAACUCUAGGUGCAAUGGCUGGGAACAAGCAUGCCUUUUACGGAGCAUUAUUCCUGAAUGACAAUCAAUCAAUUUUAGCCUACACUUAUAAUGGAGCUAUGCAUAGAUGGGAUAAAGAAUAACAAAUGGACUAAGAUUCAUUUAAAUGGUAAGCCUAACUAACAGUUAAGGGUCAUUUCGGAGAAGUCACUGAUCUAGACUGGGAUCAAUAUGAAGCUAAUCUUGUCACUUGUUCCUAAGAUCAAACUACUAGAUUAUUUUCAAGGUAUGGAUAAAACAUAGGCUGGGCUGAGUUCACAAGACCUUAGAUUCAUGGUUAUGACAUGAACACUCUAGCAGUACUCAAAGUAAACAAGCAAUCUGGGUUGAAUUUGCCCUCUAGAAUUCUAUCAGGUGGUGAUGAAAAGGUGCUAAGACUAUUCGAGGCCCCUUAUUCUUUCGUGAAGAUCUUCAAUGAACUAAACCCAGAAUCAAGUGAGAUUUAGCUCAGAUACUCAGAUAUCAAAACCAACUAAGAAGUUGAAGAGUUAAUUGGCGAGGAAGCAGCUAAAAAGUAACCUCUAGGAUUAAUGAACAAGCCCACACUUAUUUUAGCUAAUAAAGGAUAAAGAAUGGAUGAAGAGGAAGGCGGAAUGGGUGGUGAUUUUGACCCUAAUAAGUAUUUGACUAAUACAAAGGAUGCCUAAGAAAACAUCAUUUCUGAUAAAGAUCUUCAUGGUGAACCGCCACUUGAAGAUAUUCUUAUGACGAGAACACUCUGGCCAGAACAGCAAAAACUUUAUGGUCAUGCUUUUGAGAUCUUUGCAGUUGCAACUUCUUACAAAGGGGAUUGUGCUGCCAGUUCAUGCAAAGCAAAGGAAAAGAAAUAUGCUGAUAUUAUCAUUUGGGAUUUAACAAAAAGCCAAACUACAGUUCCAUCAUGUAGACUAGCUGCACAUAAUCUUACAGUAGUUUAAUUGGAAUUCUCUAAGUGCGAUAACUAUCUCUUAUCUUCUUCUAGAGAUAGAUCUUGGGCUUUGUUUUAAAGACAAUCACCAGAUAGCUUAUAAUUCACUCUAUUUAGAAGAAUGAAAGAUGCCCAUACCCGUAUUAUCUGGGGUGUCUCUUGGUCACAUGAUGACGAGUACUUUGCCACAGCCAGUAGAGAGAAGCAAAAGAGCAUCAAAGUAUUCAAGGGAGUCUAAGGCAUUACAGAGGGAUUCAAGGCUGGUGACUUAAUAAGCGAGCUACCAGAAGAUUAAAACUAAAAUGCUACCGCGAUAAGAUUCUUUCCAUCCAGAAUAAAUGGAAGUACUUCUUACGGUCUUAUUGUUGGACUAGAAUCUGGAGAUAUCAUAAUCUGGAAAGAAAAUGAGAAUUUCAAAUCUUGGACAGAGUUAUACAAAGUAAGAGAUUACUUAGCUCAUUCUCUUUCAAUCAAGCGCAUUAAGUUCAAUCUCAAGUAAUCUAACCCAAAAGAAGAUGAAUAUAAAGUAGCUACAGCUGGAACAGACCACACAGUCAGAAUAUUAAAGAUUAAGUUGCAUUGA